CUCCUUCUCUCUCCCCCUCCCUCUCAGAAUCCCCUGUCUCUUUCUUUCUCUCUCUAACUCUCUCUCUCUCUCUCUAAGCUGCGUGAUGUUCGCUUUCUAGCACUGCGGAUCCGAAUGUGAAAACCCAACUGUGAUGAGAUGGCUAACAGAUCAUUCAUGCCCCAGCACGCGUUAUACCUCGAUUCAUCUCUGUAAAUGUCCCUUUAAUGAAGCCUCCUUGGUUGAUUCAGUUUUUUCUGGUGAUAUAAAUUAAAUUACAAAUUUCCACGGUUGAAUGCGAGUUAUGGAGAUUGUUGAGAUUGAAGAAAAUCUAUUUGCAAUUGGUGAUGCAAAGUUACAUGGAAGAAUGUGCAAGACACUGUCUGCAAUUUAUUGCAAAGUGCUAGGAAUUUUCCCUAAUCUGGAAGCAGCACGGCCUAGUAGCACAACAGGUAUUCGGGCAUUAUGUUCUCUGCACAUAGCGCUUGAGAAGACCAAGAAUAUUCUUCAGCAUUGCUCCGGAUGUAGUAAACUCUACUUGGCUAUAACUGGGGACUCUGUUGUUUUAAAAUUUGAGAAGGCAAGAUGUUCUCUUGAAGAUGGUCUUAGGCGGGUCAAUGAUAUUGUUCCACAAGCUAUUGGUUGUCAGAUUUCAGAAAUUUUAAGUGAACUUGAGGGGAUCGAGUUCUCACUUGAUCCGUUGGAGAAGCAAAUUGGUGAUGAUAUAAUUGUACUGCUACAGCAAGGGAGGAAAUUCAACAAGAACUGUAAUGACAACAAUGAGCUUGAAUCUUUUCACCAAGCUUCUUCUAGACUUGGCAUCACAUCUUCGAGAGCAGCUCUUACAGAGAGAAGAGCUCUGAAGAAACUGAUAGAAAGAGCUCGGAUCGAGGAAGACAAGAGAAAAGAGUCAAUCGUGGCUUAUCUUUUACAUCUCAUGAGGAAAUACUCUAAGGUAUUCAGAAGCGACUUUGCAGAUGACAAUGAUUCGCAGGGUUCAACACCUUGUUCCCCUACUGUUCAGGGCUCUUUCGAAGACGGUGGACCUGGGAUCAAUGGUCAUUCCUUUGAGCGACAACUCUCAAAACUCAGUUCCUUCAAUUUCAAGCCAAACUUCAGGAGGUCAGGGCAGAUGGCCAUCCCUCCUGAAGAGCUGAGGUGUCCAAUAUCGUUGCAGCUCAUGUACGACCCGGUUAUCAUAGCUUCAGGGCAAACAUAUGAAAGGAUUUGUAUUGAAAAAUGGUUUAGUGACAGUCACAACACGUGCCCAAAGACUCAGCAGCAUCUCUCACAUCUUUCUUUGACGCCUAACUACUGCGUUAGAGGUCUUGUUGCUAGUUGGUGUGAACAGAAUGGAGUUCCUGUUCCCGAUGGUCCCCCAGAGUCUCUUGAUCUCAACUACUGGAGGCUUGUAUUGUCUGAGAGCGAGUCUGCAAAUUCAAAAUCAAUUAACAGUAUUGGCUCCUACAAGAUGAAAGGUGUAAAGGUGGUUCCUCUGGAAGAGAGUUGCAUAAUUGAGGAGGCUGAAGUGGAAGACGUGCCCGAACAAGAGGAAGACUUUGAGCCUAAUGUUCUUGAAGGAUAUAAUGAGCUUUUGAUGAUCUUGGACAAAGAGGAAGACUUGAGGAAAAAGUGCCGAGUUGUGGAAAAGAUAAGGCAUUUGCUUAAGGAUGAUGAGGAAGCUAGGAUCUGUAUGGGGGCUAAUGGGUUUGUUGAAGCACUGUUGCGGUUUCUAGAGCGUGCUGUGCAGGAAAGGCAUGAAACGGCUCAGGAAAUUGGGGCUAUGGCUCUCUUCAAUCUUGCAGUUAACAAUAACAGAAACAAGGAAAUCAUGCUGACAGGAGUUCUUCCAUUGCUGGAGAAAAUGAUAGCAAAAUCCUACUCUCACGGAUCAGCAACUGCACUUUACCUGAAUCUUUCCUGCCUCGAUGAAGCCAAACCCAUCAUCGGUGUAAGCGAGGCUGUCCCUUUCCUAAUCAAAGUUCUUCAAGCCGAAACCGAUCCCCAGUGCAAGAUUGACGCCCUCCAUGCCCUCUUCAAUCUCUCCACACAUUCCCCCAAUAUCCCAUACCUUCUCUCAAAAGGCAUCAUAAACGGUCUGCUAUCCCUGGUUUCCGACUCAGGUGACCACCACACAUGGACCGAAAAAUGCAUAGCUGUCUUCAUAAACUUAGCUUCGAAUAAAUCAGCAAGAGACGAAAUGAUAUCUGCCACGGGCCUAAUUAGUGGGCUCGCGAUGAUAUUGGAUGUUGGUGAACCUGUUGAGCAAGAGCAAGCGGCAGCUUGUCUUCUGAUUUUAUGCAACGGUAAUGAGAAAUGCAGCCAAAUGGUCCUCCAAGAAGGGGUGAUACCUUCAUUGGUGUCGAUUUCCGUGAAUGGGACUAUGAGAGGGAAAUCAAAAGCUCAAAAACUUUUGUUACUGUUCCGGGAACAGCGCCAACGUGAUCCGUCACCGAAUCAGACUCAUCAGAUGCCGGAAAAUAGUGAUAUGGACAUGCCCGGAACGGAAUCGAAACCGCUAUCGAAGUCGAUCUCGAGAAGAAAGGUGGGGAGGGCAUGGAGUUUUUGGUGUAAGAACAAGAGCUUCUCGGUAUACCAGUGUUGAGUUUCUAUCGUGUUGCAGUUUAGACAGUGUUGUAAAUCUGUUGUAUCUCCUUUUAUAUAUAUAAUUUUUAAUUAUUAGCAGAGAAGAAGAGUUGUACAGGCCCUUGUAACCCUUGGAUCUUUUUGCUCUCUCUCCUGCCUGUCUUAUGAGUAGAGGUUUUCACAUGUAUUUUAUCUGCACCUUAUAAUUCAAGGCUUAGAUCCACAUUUUGAGGCAAAUCCAGUAGAAGUAAUUUGAUUGCAUUA
Camellia sinensis is the source of this 2829-nucleotide messenger RNA. RefSeq names its product U-box domain-containing protein 6. Gene Ontology annotation, biological process: protein ubiquitination. The record is from RefSeq and is a predicted model, not a curated record. NCBI's taxonomy places the organism in Eukaryota, Viridiplantae, Streptophyta, Magnoliopsida, Ericales, Theaceae. Gene Ontology annotation, molecular function: protein binding; ubiquitin-protein transferase activity.